GCAACGUACCAUAGUACCUCAUUCACGGAUCAUAACCGAGAAUUUACCGGAAAUUGAGCAUCUUUUUGCUUGGAACUCGGAAGCUUUCAAGGAUCUGCGAACCCAAAAAGUCGUUGUCGCAGACCUCAAAUCGCCCAUUGUCGACGGCAUCGCCCUUAAAAUGUUCUCAAGAUCGGCUCUCUCUAGAGGUGCCCAGCUUGCUGCACGUAGGCAAGGCUGUUCGCAGCUUGCUCAGCGUCGAGGUUACGCUGCCGCCGCAUCCUCUGCUCCGUCCGCAUUGACAUAUGAUACUGCCGAAGUUGCUGGUAUCAAGGUCGCUACCAGAGACUCCCAUGGCCCGACUACGAAACUCGCUGUAGUCGCCAAGGCAGGUACUAGGUAUCAGCCAGUCCCCGGCUUGACUGUCGGUUUGGAGGAGUUCGCUUUCAAGAACACCACAAAGCGAUCGGCUCUACGUAUCGUCCGCGAAGCCGAACUUCUAGGAGGUCAAUUACUCGCAUAUCACACUCGAGAGGCACUAGUUAUCGAGGCGAGCUUUUUGCGAGAAGAUCUCCCCUACUUUACCGAACUGCUGGCAGAGGUUAUCAGUGAAACUAAGUACACCACGUUCGAAUUCCACGAGGAUGUCGAGAGAGUUAUGAAGGUGAAGCAGUCUAAGCUCGCCCACGAUGUUUCCGCUCUCGCUCUCGAUUCGGCACACUCGGUCGCCUUUCACCGUGGCCUUGGUGCUUCCCUAUACCCGACCAGCUCAACUCCUCUAAAAAGGUUGAACGAAUACACCAUCGCCGCUUACGCGAGCGCCGCUUAUAGUAAGCCCAAUAUCGCGUUAAUCGGAGACGGUGCUGCGACUACUGCUCUGCAUAAGUGGACGGAACAGUUCUUUAAGAACGUACGUGCAACAAAGCCCGAAGGUGUUAAACUCUACACGGAACCUACGGCGUAUUACGGUGGUGAGACGCGCAUAAGUCACACAGGUGGAAACUCAUUGGUUAUCGCAUUCCCCGGUUCUAGCUUCAAUGCCUUCAAGCCCGAAGUUGCAGUUUUGGCCGCAUUGCUUGGUGGCCAACCAAACGUGAAAUGGUCAUCAGGUUUCACCCUCCUGUCUAAGGCUGCGGCUUCGACUGGAGUAGCUGCCUCGGGAACUAACCUCGCCUACUCUGAUGCUGGCCUACUAGCCAUCCAGAUCACCGGAGCUGCGGAUUCAGUUCGCGCUGCCGGUGCAGAGGCCGUCAAGGCCCUUAAGGGCAUCGCCGAGGGAACCGUGAGCAAGGAAGACCUGACCAAGGCAAUUGCCAAGGCGAAGUUCGACGCUUUGGAGGGUAGCCAGUCUGGCGUGUCGACCCUCCUGUCUGCCGGUUCGGGUAUCAUCCACACUGGCAAGCCUUUCCAGAUUGCCGAAACCGUCCAGUCGAUCAACGGUGUCACGGCGGACAAGCUCAAAACUACCGCAAAGUCUCUAAUCGAUGGUAAGGCUUCGGUAGCGGCAGUUGGUGACCUUCACGCAUUACCAUUUGCGGAGGAGCUUGGACUGAAGGUAUAGACAGGGAAAUCGGGAAACAAAAGUGUACCAACAGAUCAACCCGCUGCUGUAGAGUCAAGUUACCUCUGUGCAUAUAAUAAAUCCCCUAGAAUUUUCUUUGAAAUUUUGAGUACCUAUCCAGGUACAUACUGUAUUACCUACUAUAUCUACCGAAGUAGUGUGUUCAUUGACAUACACACUCCAUGAUUUUUUUCUAGAGUAUAUAUAUACUAUAGACUACGAAAGAAUUAUAUAAUGUCCUCAAUAGGUCUCAUGAGCAGGGACGUAGGAUAUAGCGGUAUAUGUAGG
Messenger RNA from Annulohypoxylon truncatum, 1828 nucleotides. Its product is annotated as LuxS/MPP-like metallohydrolase. The transcript has 4 exons. Gene Ontology annotation, cellular component: mitochondrion. Gene Ontology annotation, molecular function: metal ion binding. The record is from RefSeq and is a predicted model, not a curated record. NCBI's taxonomy places the organism in Eukaryota, Fungi, Ascomycota, Sordariomycetes, Xylariales, Hypoxylaceae. The coding region runs from base 161 to 1540 and encodes 459 amino acids.